Mesocestoides corti is the source of this 285-nucleotide messenger RNA. NCBI's taxonomy places the organism in Eukaryota, Metazoa, Platyhelminthes, Cestoda, Cyclophyllidea, Mesocestoididae. The record is from the annotation of a GenBank genome assembly.
AUGCGUAUUCCAAAAAUAUCCUUCUGUUUUGAACAUAAUGCUAGUCUUGAUCUUCAUUUGGAACUUGCAACCAAACAACUUGCACUCAAAUGCAGCAAGUGCUUGACUAUGUGCCCUGACAGUCGUGUCACCUGCCCCGAACAACUAAUUUUGGUUUUGGGCCACCGCACCAAUGACGCCAACAGCAAGCUGGCCGACGCACGACUCGAAGGUCUGCGGGACGCGACGGUCGCCUGGCGCCUUCUGAUGGUGGCUUGGGUGUCGGCGGAGUUCAAAAUCAAAUAG